This is a messenger RNA of Oryza sativa Japonica Group (Japanese rice), 705 nucleotides long. RefSeq lists its product as uncharacterized. The record is from RefSeq and is a predicted model, not a curated record. NCBI's taxonomy places the organism in Eukaryota, Viridiplantae, Streptophyta, Magnoliopsida, Poales, Poaceae.
AUGGACACCCACGGUGGCGAGGGAGGAGCCGUGGACACCCACAGCUGCGAAGGCGGGGGCGAGGACGCCCGCGGCGGCGACGUUGUCCCGGCGCCCGCUCCAGCUCCCGGAGGCCAUGGCGGCGGCGCCGCCCGCUCCCAGCCUGAUCCGCGAGUCCCGACCUCUCCCGAGCCAGCCGGCGCCGCUCUCGCUGUCGCCAUCGCCCGCCACGGCCGAAUCUACGAGCCCCGGCCUCUCCCGAGCCAGCUGCCGCCGCUCCCAUCGUCAUCGUCGCCGUCGACAUCGGUGUGGUCACCCGUGGCGACGAGGGAGGAGGCGUGGACACUUGCAGUGGCGAGGGAGGAGGUGUGGACGCCCACGGCUGCGAAGGCAGCGCCGAGGACGCUCGCGGCGUCGUCCGCGGCGGCGAGGUUGUCCCCGCGCCCGUUCCCGCUCCCAGAGGCCAUGGCGGUGGCGGUGCCCGCUCACGGCCGGAUCCGAGUGUCCCAGUCUCUCCCGAGCCAGCCACUGCCGCUCCCGCCGUCAACGUCGCCGUCGACGUCGGCAUGGUCGCCUGCGGCGGCGAGGGAGGAGGCGUGGACACCCGCGGCUGCGAAGGCGGUGGCGAGGUCGUCCCGGCGCCCACUCCCGCUCCCAGAGGCCGUGGCGGCGGCGGCGCCCACUCCCAGCCCCUCUUCGUCGGCCGCGCCACCUGCAUGGUACUAA